AUGUUCUUACUUCUUGUUUCUUUCUCAAAUUUUUCUUCGCGAAAUUUCUUCCUAAUUUUUAUUUUAAUUCAUUUUUCUUUCUAUUAUUUUUGCUUGAUUCUUUCCCAUCUUUGUUCCAAGAUUCUUUCUUUAUUGUUCCAAGUUCCCUUCUUUAUUAUUGAAACUUUCUUUCUUUAUUGUUUCAUUCUUUACUUCUCCAAGUUUCUUUCUGUAUUGUUCCGAGAUUUCUUCUAUAUUAUUCCAACUUUCAUUUUUUUUAUUGUUCCAAAUUUCUUUCUUUAUUGUUGCAAAUUUCCUUCUUUAUUAUUUAAAGUUUCUUUCUGUAUUUUUCCGAGAUUUCUUCUAUAUUAUUCCAACUUUCAUUUUUUUAUUGUUCCAAAUUUCUUUCUUUAUUGUUGCAAAUUUCCUUCUUUAUUAUUUAAAGUUUCUUUCUGUAUUUUUCCGAGAUUUCUUCUAUAUUAUUCCAACUUUCAUUUUUUUUAUUGUUCCAAAUUUCUUUCUUUAUUUUUCUUUCUGUAUUGUUCCGAGAUUUCUUCUAUAUUAUACCAACUUUCAUUUUUUUUAUUGUUCCAAAUUUCUUUCUUUAUUGUUGCAAAUUUCCUUCUUUAUUAUUUAAAGUUUCUUUCUGUAUUAUUCCGAGAUUUCUUCUAUAUUAUUCCAACUUUCAUUUUUUUUAUUGUUCCAAAUUUCUUUCUUUAUUGUUGCAAAUUUCCUUCUUUAUUAUUUAAAGUUUCUUUCUGUAUUUUUCCGAGAUUUCUUCUAUAUUAUUCCAACUUUCAUUUUUUUAUUGUUCCAAAUUUCUUUCUUUAUUGUUGCAAAUUUCCUUCUUUAUUAUUUAAAGUUUCUUUCUGUAUUUUUCCGAGAUUUCUUCUAUAUUAUUCCAACUUUUUUUUUUUUAUUGUUCCAAAUUUCUUUCUUUAUUGUUGCAAAUUUCCUUCUUUAUUAUUUAAAGUUUCUUUCUGUAUUGUUCCGAGAUUUCUUCUAUAUUAUUCCAACUUUCAUUUUUUUUAUUGUUCCAAAUUUCUUUUUCUUUAUUGUUGCAAAUUUCCUUCUUUAUUAUUUAAAGUUUCUUUCUAUUUCUUCUAUAUUAUUCCAACUUUCAUUUUUUUAUUGUUCCAAAUUUCUUUCUUUAUUGUUGCAAAUUUCCUUCUUUAUUAUUUAAAGUUUCUUUCUGUAUUGUUCCGAGAUUUCUUCUAUAUUAUUCCAACUUUCAUUUUUUUUAUUGUUCCAAAUUUCUUUCUUUAUUGUUGCAAAUUUCCUUCUUUAUUAUUUAAAGUUUCUUUCUGUAUUGUUCCGAGAUUUCUUCUUUAUUGUUCCAAAUUUCCUUCUUUAUUUUUGCAAGUCUCUUUCUUUAUUCUUGCAAGUUUUAUUCUUUAUCCUGAAUUCCUCAAUUUUUUUCUUUCUAAUUUUUCUUUCUGGAUUUCUUUAAAAUUUGCCCCGUGUCUAUUUUGUUUUCUUUGCGUCUCUUUACAAUAA
Molecule: messenger RNA, 1476 nt
Organism: Acanthosepion pharaonis
Lineage: Eukaryota; Metazoa; Mollusca; Cephalopoda; Sepiida; Sepiidae
Source: the annotation of a GenBank genome assembly